Lagopus muta (rock ptarmigan) is the source of this 2745-nucleotide messenger RNA. RefSeq names its product chondroitin sulfate proteoglycan 5 (gene CSPG5). The coding region runs from base 53 to 1735 and encodes 560 amino acids. NCBI's taxonomy places the organism in Eukaryota, Metazoa, Chordata, Aves, Galliformes, Phasianidae. Gene Ontology annotation, biological process: nervous system development. The transcript has 5 exons. The record is from RefSeq and is a predicted model, not a curated record.
UCGCGGUCCCGUCCGGUGCGGCGGUGGCGGUGGCGGUGGCGCUGAUGCCGCCAUGGCCCCCCCGGCCCCGCCGCCCCGCGCCGCCCUCACUCUGCUGCUGGCGCUGAGCGCGAUCGGCCCCGCCGCGCCCGCGCCCGAGUGGCCGCCCCGCAACGGCAGCGCAGGCAGAGCCUGGGGGGGCCCCCUGCAGAAUGCAGCCCCCAUCAACGGCACCGAGCCAUUGGGACCGCAGCUGGAGCCGCCUGGGGGGAGCCCAGCCACCGCCGACCCUACAGUGGGGUGCAUGGGGUGCAGUGGAGAGGGGGCCGCCAGCUCUGUGCCCCCUGUGCCUGAUGCAGCCCAGGACCCCCGGCUCGGCAUUACUGGGCCUGGUGAUGGCGAUGGUGGUGCGGUGGCCCUGGGCAGCCCCGAGGAGGUCGGCAGCGGCGAGCAGCCCACCAGGGCCGGCGUUGGGCCCACGGAGGGGCUGACACCGGGUCCCCCCAGCCUUGGGCUCUCCAGCCCCGGGCCCAACCUUGGUCUUCCCGACCCCAACCUCAGCCUCGACCUUCCUGAUCCUAAUCUCGGUCUUCCUGACCCCAACCUCGGUCUUCCCAACCCCAGCCUCGGUCUCCCCAGCCCCGGGCCCACCCUUGACCGUCCCAUUCCCAACCCCAACCCCAACCGUGAUCUUCCCAACCCCAACCCCAGCCUUGGUAUUCCCACGUCCAACCUUGGUCUUUCCAACCCCAACGUCGCCCUUACCAGCCCCAGCCCAAACCCAGGCACCGAACCCAACCUUCUUCCCGUGGCCGAAGACUCGGAGUUGUCCAUGGAGCUCCCCCAGCCCUCCUCCAGCCCGGCCCCGGCACAGAGGGCCCGCGGCCGCACGGACCGCACGUGGUUGGGCGCUCCGGAGCCCAUCAGUGCUGCCCCGGGCACAGCGGAGCCACCUGAGAUCAUUGACGUCGACUACUACGAUGUGUUCGACGGCGGCGAAGGGCCUGGGGGCGGCCGUGGGGCGGGCGGCGCGGCGCAGAGGGAGCCGGGCGGCGCGGCGACGCCGUGGGGCCUCCAUGAGCUCUACGAUGACUUCACGCCCUUCGACGAAGCCGAUUUCUACCCCACCACCUCCUUCUACGCCGAAGGGGAUGAGGAGGAGGAGGAGGAGCUGGAGGAGGACGAAGAGGAGGAGGAGGAGGAAGACGGCGGUCUGGAGGAUGAGAACGGCUACAGACCACCCGCCUCAGCUGCGCCCCGCGUCCCGCCGCCCCCCAGCCCCACGGAGGGGAGCCCCAUGGCGCGGCCGAGGCCCGGGGAGCGCGCGGUGCCAGAGAACAGCAGCGAGUGCCGGAACGGAUACGUGCGGCACAACAGCUCCUGCCGCUCCGUCUGCGACCUCGUCCCCAGCUACUGCCACAAUGGCGGCCAGUGCUACCUGGUGGAGAGCCACGGGGCCUUCUGCAGGUGCAACACACAGGACUACACAUGGCACAAGGGGACGCGCUGCGAGGCCAUCGUCACCGACUUCCAGGUGCUGUGCGUGGCCGUGGGCUCGGCCGCGCUGGUGCUGCUGCUGCUCUUCAUGCUCACGGUCUUCUUUGCCAAGAAGCUCUACCUGCUCAAGACGGAGAACAGCAAACUGCGCAAGACCAAAUACCGCACUCCGUCCGAGCUGCACAACGACAACUUCUCGCUGUCCACCAUCGCCGAGGGCUCCCACCCGAACAGAGAAGCACAGCAUAGAGCCCUCUAACCCCGGCCCUAUAGACAUUUUCCCCCCGGUUUGGAGCAAUUCUAGCACCAUAGUGCCUGCAAGUGACCCAGCGGGAGCCCUGGCGCAGCCCCGGGGUGGAUUCGGGACCAAUCCCCACAAGUGGGUUGGAUCAGGAGUGGAUUUGGGAGUGUUCCCCACAAGUGGGACCAUCGUUCCCCAUGCCUUUGUCCCCACUGGUAUGCCAUGGGCUCGUUCCCAUUGGUGCCUGGGAACUGUGAGCCCCACUGUGGAGGGGACAGCGAUGGGGACACCCCAAGAAGGGGAUUCGGGACUGAACUCCCUGUUUUAUGGAUACUGUAUGACAAGGUGUCCAAGUGCAGGGGGGUGACAUGGGGAUACGUCCCACUGGUGGCACAGCUAAUGGGACACAAUAAAACCAAGAUGUGGGACUCCUGUGUGGGGUGACUGCUUGGCACGAGGGGCUGCGACACAGACAGACCGCAUGGGUGGCAGGGGGACAGCGGGUGGCAGCCAGUCAAGGUGAUGGUGGCACAUGGUGAGCUGGGCUCAGGGUGUUCCAGUGCCGAGCGGACAGCUUGGGGACAGCAUGGGGACACCAUGGAUGCACUGUGGGGGCACCAUGGGAACACAGUGGACUCCAUUGCCUGCCCUCUGCCCGUGCCAUGAGCGCUCCGUGGGGACGCCAGUGCCAUCCGUGUGCUGGUGGAUGUGUUCCCCUGUAGGAGGUGUGAGGUUGCAGUGUUGGAUGUGAUGUUGGGUGCAUCCUCAACACCCUGAACAAAGGUGGAGAAAGAGUUGACUAGCGAUAGGGCUGGGAGCUGCAGGAGGGCAGAUGGAGAGGGAAGGAAGGGAGCUUUCAUAGUGGGGACAGUGAGGACAGUGUCCCAUCCCUGCUGGUGCUUGAGGUCAGGUUGGGCUUCAGUUGGGUUGGAUUGGGAUGGGUUGGGUUGGCUUUGGGUUGGGUUGGGCUUUGGUUUGAGUUGGGCUUUGUGUUGUGUUGGGUUGGCUUUGGAUUGGGUUGGGCUUUG